Messenger RNA from Aspergillus pseudoviridinutans, 396 nucleotides. RefSeq lists its product as uncharacterized. The record is from RefSeq and is a predicted model, not a curated record. The coding region runs from base 1 to 396 and encodes 131 amino acids. NCBI's taxonomy places the organism in Eukaryota, Fungi, Ascomycota, Eurotiomycetes, Eurotiales, Aspergillaceae. The transcript has 3 exons.
AUGCCGACUGAUCUGGACGGCGACUCCCAAAUGGCCUCAUCCCCCGAAUCUUCUACCGACUCGCCAGCCGGCUCCCGCACGCCUACGAACAAUAAUAGUCUCAAUGACUCCACGCCAGGAUUUGCUGGCGCUUCCGAACUCUCCCCGCCAGGCUCGCAGACACAAAACUUCUCUGAAGCUACGGAGAACAGACCUUCGGAUUUCUCGUCACAGGUUGCUGGACAGCAGCAGCAACAACAGCAGCAGCAGCAUAGGCAACCCGGGGCACGGUGGAUGAACAAACGGGCCGAGGAGGAGUACCAGCGAGCGAUGGAGUAUAUCGUUGAUAAGGACUUUAAUCUGGAUGAGUUCGGUGACCCUUUCGAUGACCGAGACAUGGAGGAGGAGGUAUUCUAG